Molecule: messenger RNA, 201 nt
Organism: Dibothriocephalus latus
Lineage: Eukaryota; Metazoa; Platyhelminthes; Cestoda; Diphyllobothriidea; Diphyllobothriidae
Source: the annotation of a GenBank genome assembly
AUGGGUAAAAUCAUAAACCAUGCCAAUACACCCACUCAGCCGCGUACCGGCUCAGUGUCCAGUAUUGGUGGCGACUCCGAGGCAAUCGGGAAAUUGACUGCAAAGAUGGAGAAGAUGGAGAAGAAAAUGCGGAAGCUAGAGGAGCGUUUGGAAAAGCUUGAAAAGCUGGCGGAAGAAGAAUCCAAUGAGGAACUAAUUUAA